Messenger RNA from Impatiens glandulifera, 1013 nucleotides. RefSeq lists its product as uncharacterized. Gene Ontology annotation, molecular function: protein-disulfide reductase activity. Bases 50 to 766 code for a protein of 238 amino acids. The transcript has 6 exons. Lineage: Eukaryota; Viridiplantae; Streptophyta; Magnoliopsida; Ericales; Balsaminaceae. The record is from RefSeq and is a predicted model, not a curated record.
AGAGGUAAGUAUUCUCUCUCUUCUGCAAUUGCAAUUGGAAGGGGGUGCGAUGGCAAUGAGAGCGGCAGUAGUCUCUGUAGGAAGGCAACAAAAUCCGAAUUCAAUCUUGUUUCUUCCUCACUAUCUCCGAACCAGAUGUUCUAUUUCUCCUCCUGCCGCUCAGCUCCUCCACCGCAGUCACAGGGCCUCAUGUAAUAACAACAAGAGUACUGGUAUACUUUCUCUUAAUUCAGAGGCUAGAAGAUUCAAGUAUCGUAUAACUAGAGCAGUAAACGAGGCAAUUGCUGAACCGCCGGCGGCGGCGGGGGAAGAAGAUGUUGAGAAUAUUUGGAAGGUGAAAAUGCUGUACGACGGAGAAUGUCCUCUUUGUAUGAGAGAGGUAAACAUGUUGAGAGAAAGAAAUCAUGAAUACAGAACCAUCAAGUUUGUUGAUAUAAGUUCUCAAGCUUACAAUCCAGAAGACAAUCAAGGCCUCGAAUAUACAACUGUUAUGGGAAGAAUCCAUGCCAUUCUUUCUGAUGGAACUGUGGUUACAGAUGUAGAGGCAUUUAGGAAACUAUAUGAAGCAGUUGGUUUGGGAUGGGUCUAUGCUAUCACCAAAUAUGAACCAAUCUCCAGGAUGGCCAAUGUUGUAUACGCUUUUUGGGCCAAAUACCGUCUCCAAAUAACAGGUAGACCAUCACUAGAGGAUGUUAUAAAAGCUCGUGGAAACAAGGCGGCUGAAGUAUGCGGUGACAACAAAUCAUCUUGCAAUAUACGAGAAUAGUUCAUACAUACUUACAUACAUACAAUUUACAAAACACAAGAAUGGGCGAGUAAUUAAGGAUUCAUUAUUUAAUUAAGAGCUAGACUAACUAAUUAAAGUUACAUUACUAUUAUUGUUGUUGUUGUCGUCCUCCCUCCUCAUUUCUCUUAUUCAUCUUGUGUAAUGUAUAGUUGUAUCUUCCUUUUUAUUAUAUAAAGUCUUACUCUUUCGAUAUUAUACAGUUGAAUGACAUUUACAUAUGUAUAAU